AUGGCUCCUCUAUCAGGAGACGGAGUAUUAUGGCUUUGUCUGGGAAUUUCCCUCUUCUUCGCCGUACGCGGCAUCGCAACAGACAUCCGCCAAGUGGUUGAUCUUACUGAGAUCAAGCGCGAUGAACGAGAAGACAAGAUUAUCAGCGAAGGAACAGAAGAAGCUCUCAAGCUAGACACGCUCCUUAAGCUUUCCGAAAGCACCAGCCAUGAUUUACGAGCCGCAGCUUUACGAAUCAUAUCGGAAAGAUCUACCAAGGGUGAAACUCGGGAUAUUCUUCUGGCGGAUCUUUCCAGCAAGAAUAAAACACGGCGUGGGAAAGCGAUAAAUGCUCUCCACUUCCUCGUGUCGAACCGAGCUCUCUCUCGAACAUCCGUUUGCACUCGCCUCCGAGAUCUUCCUACAUACACAGCGCUGGUCAACUGCCUCUGCAACUUCCUAGAUGAGCAUGUCGAGAUCACAUCGAACACACUCUCACCAAUCCUUCCGCGUACUCGGCCACUGGGCGAAAAAAAGGCGAUCCAGAUCCUAAACUCCCUUUUGCCGGAAAAUAUACCAUGUGCCCUCGAGGCGGGCGUGGUCAGCCAGUGGCUCACCCGAUAUCCGUUUCCAUGCGUCACCAACGCGGACCCCUCUCGACGUCGAGAUCUAUUCAUGCUGAUGAAGACAUGGUGGGCUGAUGAUGCAGUCAUGAGUUCUAUCUUUAGCACUUUAACAUCACAUCCCGACGGGAUCAGGCAACUCAGAAAGCAUGGCUUGAUGGGUAGUAUGAUCGAAGAAGAAAAUGACCAGGACGACGACGAUGGAGACAGUGAUGUGUGGAUGGUUGAUGGGGAAGACACUGCCGGGACAUCUGGGACCUUUGGGUCAUUUCGAUCGGCCCCUCGGCCCCAGGAGAGCAGUUUAGAGGAGCAAGCACUUCGCCGCCGCCGCCGGGAAGCUAUGGUUCUAAGUGAAGGAGGUCGACCGCUUGGAAGAGAUGAUAUCAUCCAGAGGCCGAUCCAAGAAGGGUGA
This is a messenger RNA of Penicillium chermesinum, 1014 nucleotides long. RefSeq lists its product as uncharacterized. The record is from RefSeq and is a predicted model, not a curated record. Bases 1 to 1014 code for a protein of 337 amino acids. Lineage: Eukaryota; Fungi; Ascomycota; Eurotiomycetes; Eurotiales; Aspergillaceae. The transcript is spliced from 5 exons.